AUGGUUAUCAUUUCAGUGAUUAAUAUUUCUCGAUGGAGAUUAAUCAUUAUCAGUAUCAUACUAGUUUUUGUGAUUACCAUUAGCAAAGCAGAAGAAUCAGUCGCGCAGCGAUGUCGACGUUUAUUUGCGUGUGCUAUUACAAAAGAGUGCAUUAAGCUACCGUUUAUUGCUGAUCGGUUCAAUGGUCCGUUGAUCACAGCUCAACAUUACAACGAUUUGGAUACAGGCAUUGAUUACGGAUGUAUUUUUACGGCAGGUUGCUUAGAUGAAUGUAACAAAUGUCCAUUAUGCGAAAUGAGUAAGCAACAACUUAUUGAUGUCUUAAAUGGUGUUAAACGAACACCGCAAGGAGAGUGUUCAGUUUUGGUCAAUUGCGCUGCAGAUUGUUUGAAACGAUCGAAUUCAAAUUUCACAGUAAUUAAUUAUUGUUUCCGUCAUGAAUGUGCAUAUCACUGCUUUGAUGGUACUUGCCCAAUCUGCAGCACUUUUAUUACACGAUUAUUUAAUCAAGCGUGCGUAAGUGGUAAUUUACGUCGAAAAAUGAAUUUCCAGGGUCAAUGCUAUGAAAUGUUCCGUGCGAUGGUUUAUGCAAAAUUCAAGCAGCAAUUCAGACAAGCUAAACGCGCACCAGCGAUUGGAAUCAAGCAUAACUUUGUAUGGCCCAACUAA
Thelazia callipaeda (thelaziosis nematode) is the source of this 669-nucleotide messenger RNA. The record is from the annotation of a GenBank genome assembly. Lineage: Eukaryota; Metazoa; Nematoda; Chromadorea; Rhabditida; Thelaziidae.